Molecule: messenger RNA, 1290 nt
Organism: Tricharina praecox
Lineage: Eukaryota; Fungi; Ascomycota; Pezizomycetes; Pezizales; Pyronemataceae
Product: pseudouridine synthase
Exons: 4
Biological process (GO): mRNA pseudouridine synthesis; box H/ACA sno(s)RNA 3'-end processing; rRNA pseudouridine synthesis
Cellular component (GO): box H/ACA snoRNP complex
Molecular function (GO): RNA binding; pseudouridine synthase activity
Source: RefSeq, a predicted model, not a curated record
AUGGCUUCCGUUCAGAAGCAGGAUAACGAAGAUCAGGUCAUCAAGCCUCAGGCUACUGCACCCGCGGUUGACUACUCGCAGUUCCCUCUCCUCCUCAAGAACUACGACAAACUCCUCGUGCGCACCGGUCACUUCACGCCGAUUCCUUGCGGUGCUCCUCCUCUCAAGCGCGACAUCAAGAGUUACAUCAGCAGUGGUGUUAUCAACCUCGACAAGCCUAGCAAUCCCAGUUCUCACGAAGUCGUUGCGUGGGCCAAGAGGAUUUUGAGGUGUGAGAAGACUGGACACAGUGGAACCCUCGACCCCAAGGUCACCGGAUGUCUGAUCGUCUGUAUCGACCGUGCGACUCGGCUGGUAAAGUCCCAGCAGGGUGCCGGAAAGGAGUACGUGUGUGUCGUCCGUCUCCACGACAAGGUUCAGUCUGAACAGCAGGUUCUGCGCGCGCUCGAGACCCUCACCGGAGCGCUGUUCCAGCGACCCCCGUUGAUCUCCGCUGUCAAGCGUCAGCUCCGUAUCCGAACCAUCCACGAGAUUAAGCUGCUGGAGUUCGACAACGACCGCCAUCUCGGUGUCUUCUGGGUCAGCUGUGAGGCUGGUACUUACAUCCGUACCCUCUGCGUGCACUUGGGUCUGUUGUUGGGAGUCGGUGGACACAUGCAGGAGUUGCGAAGAGUGCGGUCCGGAGCUAUGGGUGAGGAUGACGGUAUCGUCACUCUUCACGAUCUGUUGGACGCGCAGUGGGUGAUGGACAACACCCGUGAUGAGACCUACCUCCGCCGUGUUAUCCGGCCCCUCGAGUCUCUCCUCACCACCUAUAAACGUAUCGUGGUCAAGGACAGUGCCGUCAAUGCUGUCUGCUACGGUGCUAAGCUCAUGAUUCCCGGUCUCCUCCGUUACGAGCAGGGCAUCGAGGUCAACGAGGAGGUUGUCCUGAUGACCACCAAGGGAGAAGCCAUUGCCCUCGGUAUCGCGCAGAUGUCCACCGUAGAGCUGUCCACCUGCGACCACGGAGUCGUCGCCAAGGUCAAGCGCUGCAUCAUGGAGCGGGAUCUCUACCCCCGCAGAUGGGGACUCGGACCCACCGCCCAGGAGAAGAAGAAGAUGAAGGCGGACGGCAAGCUCGACAAAUUCGGCCGAAACAACGAGGCCACUCCCGCUACCUGGAAGGAGAGCUACACCGACUUCACCGCUCCCCUGACCGUCGACGGCGAGCCCGCCGUCGCCUCCACUCCUGUUGCUAGCGCUCCCGCGGAGUCUGCGGACGUGGAGAUGACCACACCCGUCAAGCCC